GAAAACGUGGGCAUUGCGAAUAGAUAACAUUGUUGGGACCAAACGUUAAGGGCACUCAGUAUGAAAAGCCUGUUUCUUCUUUUAUCCAUUGUCUCAGCCUCAAUAUCCGAACCUGCUGACCUUGAAUCGAGGCUGCAGGUUCUUGAGGUCACCUUGAAGAAACAGGAAAUUGAAAACCGUGAAUUAAAAGAAGAGGUGCGCUCAUUGAAGACUGACAACCGGCAAAUAUUGAUACAGCUGGCUCUGAUGAGCGGAGCUACACGUGGGAACAGGCACGUGCUCACGCAGCGAUUGCUUCAUCAAGAUUCGCCUAUUGAUGGGAUCGGUUUCUAUGCCUACAUGUCUAAGGAUGAGCCUGACCCCCGGGGUCAUCACACCCUGAUCUAUGACGUAACGCAGACAAACCUUGGGAAUGGCUACAAUAGAAAUACAGGUGUUUUUACUGCUCCUCGGGACGGGCUUUACUCUUUCACGUGGUCUACACGAGUACAAUGCUCACUCGCUCACACGACGGACCUCAUCAUCAAUGAGAGGAUCAUGGGAAGCACGUAUGCAUAUUGUGGCUAUAACACCGUGACUGGUCACGUGGUAGCAAUAGUCAAUCAAGGUGACGUCAUAUUCGUCCGAACACAUUCCACGUCUCCAGGACAAGGCGCUAUUAAAAGUAACGAAUUCGGUCGAUCGGCUUUCUCCGGAUUUCUAAUACAAUAAUUGCUACACUUUAUAAUUGCAUUACUUUAUAAUUGUAAAAUAAAGUAUUUCCACAAAAAAAGAAUAAUAAUUGUUCAAUU
This is a messenger RNA of Magallana angulata, 791 nucleotides long. RefSeq names its product complement C1q-like protein 3. The transcript has 2 exons. The coding region runs from base 61 to 711 and encodes 216 amino acids. The record is from RefSeq and is a predicted model, not a curated record. Lineage: Eukaryota; Metazoa; Mollusca; Bivalvia; Ostreida; Ostreidae. Gene Ontology annotation, molecular function: protein binding.